Pisolithus orientalis is the source of this 1523-nucleotide messenger RNA. RefSeq lists its product as uncharacterized. Lineage: Eukaryota; Fungi; Basidiomycota; Agaricomycetes; Boletales; Pisolithaceae. Bases 189 to 1220 code for a protein of 343 amino acids. The record is from RefSeq and is a predicted model, not a curated record. Gene Ontology annotation, molecular function: dioxygenase activity. The transcript has 9 exons.
GUCCCGCUUACCAGUUACCGUUCAAAAGAAAGAAGUAGGGUGUCCCUAGUAAACUUGUAUAGUUCAGGUGAAGUACUUGUAAGGCCAAGGCAAGUGCUCACCUUAUCAAGCUAAGCCCCUAACGCUAUCAGGCGCGGGAGCUCCUUGCUGCUGCGCCACGUAUCUCGAAUCGUCUACGAAUUCUGGAGAUGGGCCUCACCGAAGCACCCCUCCGACUGCCUACAAUCGACAUCGCACCUUACCUCGAAACUACGCAGUCCAACAGCUCAGAACGAGCAGCGGUCUCCAAAGCUCUUCAUGAGGCUUGCGUAGAAUAUGGUUUCUUUUACCUCGACAUCUCCAAAUAUGUGGAUCCUGGCGAGCCUGAAGAGCUCACUCGACUAGCUCGCGAGUUUUUCUUCCUACCACAAGAAGAGAAGGACAAGAUAUCUAUCACCCUCCAAGAUAAUGCCCGAGGGUACCAGAGACUCAAGGAAAAUGUUACUAACGGCAAGGCUGACAACCAUGAAGGGAUUGACAUCUACAAGCCGGUUGAGAACCCCGACAAAUCGAAAACCCUCUGGGGUGAGAACCAAUGGCCAACGAUACCCGGCUUUCGAGAGAAAUAUGAGCAGUGGAUUGAGAAGAUGAGGAAACUAGGAAUGAUCGUCAUGGAAGCGAUGGCCGAUGGACUUGGUUUGAAAGAAGAUGAAUGGAAGGAGUUCCGCUCUCAAGUGGAAGAUAGCUUCUGGUAUAUGCGGAUUAUUGGUUACCCCCCUUUACCAAAUGAUUACGACGGGUUCUCGGUCGGAGCACACAAGGACUAUGGAUGCUUGACCCUGCUUUACGCGGAUCCCACGCGCUCAGCUUUACAAGUGUUUUUGCAUAGAAGUGGACACACAGUCACAGAUAUAAACGGACUUCCAGAUGAGCAGGACGGUGAGGAGGGGGUAUGGAUCGAUGCUGACCCUAUUCCUGGGUGUAUAGUUUGCAAUAUCGGCUCAAUGUGGGAAGUAUGGUCGAAUGGAUUGUACAAAAGCACACUGCAUAGGGUAAUCCACAGGGGUGCCAACUACCGCGUCUCGAUUCCGUUUUUCUUUGAACCCAACUUCGAUGCGAAUGUGAAACCACUGCCUGCUGCGAUAGCACAGACUGGAGACGUGCAGGUCUACAAACCUGUGGAGUAUAGUAAAUUCCUGCUCAGUAAAGUCAGCUACAACUUUUCUUUGGAGGGUAUGUAGUUUGUAAGUUGUACGUGUUACGGGAAGUCAAUUGCUUUCGAUCCUGCGGCGAGCCUUGUAUGUCACGUGCAUCUACGGAUCGGACCCGGCAAGUCAUUUCCGAGUCAAGAGGCCAUGAUUAAUGUUCUGACAUCGAUCAAUCGACAUUGGAUUCCUUGGAGGCAUUUGAAGACCAGGAAAAUGUCCUACGAAGCAUCCCUAGCGAAACUAGCCUCCCCACUCAAGGAACUCGUCUCGAACGCGCAAUCUGACACGGGGACAUCCGAUGCAGACAAGGCAGAGGUAAUCAGCUGGAUAGAUAAG